Culex pipiens pallens (northern house mosquito) is the source of this 3953-nucleotide messenger RNA. RefSeq lists its product as uncharacterized. Lineage: Eukaryota; Metazoa; Arthropoda; Insecta; Diptera; Culicidae. Bases 1927 to 3549 code for a protein of 540 amino acids. The transcript has 2 exons. The record is from RefSeq and is a predicted model, not a curated record.
AUUACAUGAUACCAGGUAAAGCAUAUGAUUUUGACAGUCUUAUGAACUGUAAAUUUAUGCUGCCUCAUGCUGCGCUGUUGCUGCUCAAUCGAUUGUGUGCAACGUUCAGGGUGGUUCAAUUCAUUUCUUGAGAACAAUUUUGAAACACUCUUAUACCACAUACACAGUCUGGGCAUGUUUGAAAAUUUACUUGCAACUUUCCAACUUGCAACGCAUUUGUAUUUAGCCUGUCGAAUAUUUCAUAGUUCACACACAAACUUACUUUAAAAUACUUUAUUUUUAGUUUAUCUCAUCAGAACAGAUAAUUGUCAAGUUUCUAUGGCUCUAAACUUAAACCACUCAAACCCUGAUACAAAGUGUAAACUAAAAAGGUUUCGAUGCACAAAUAUAUUUAAAAAAAUAACAUCGCCAUUUUAAGAGAUUAGUUAUGUAUAAAUUGAACAUAUAUAUAAUUAUGAAAAAGACAAUGUAUACAUCUGGAGCAACACGAGAAAAGGGCGGAUAAGCAUUUUGAUAGCUGGAACUUUUUCGCAAAUUACGAGCCAACAAGUAACUUUUGCACAAAACUCGAUGUGUUAAACAAUAGCUGGCCUUCCCAGCUACCUUCUAACGAUGCGGGUUUUGUUAAAUAGUUAACUGUUGUCUCGGAAUUUGCAAAAUAGUUCUAGCUGUCAAAAUGCUUAUGCGCCCUUUUCAAAUGUUGCUCCAGACAUUUAGCAUGAUAUUCGAAGAUAUUAUUAAACAUUUCUAGAAUGUUUAAACAUUUCACACAAUGUGUCAUCCAUUUAAUCAAAAUACAGCUUGUAUUUUAUUGUCUAAAACUCGAAGAAAGACAGUGAGCAAGCGAGUAAAUUUCCCUCGGUUUGUCUUGUUUGAUCUAGAGAUUGAGGGGGUGAUAGGUAUUUAUCUCCUAUGCAAUAGUUAAUUUUUCUCGACAACUUAUCUUCACAAAAUGGCUGUUGAUGCCUUUCGCACUUCUGAUCAAAAAUGGAUAACUCUAAAUAUCUGAAUGUUGUAUUUAACUGAGUUAUACAAUCUAUGGAUACCUACCGCAAGACAGUUCGGAAAAUGGAAAGUGAGAAAACUUGGUAAGCAUCUCGAGCACCUAGGCGAAUACGAAAUCACAUACACACACAAACAGACAUUUGUUCAGUUUUCGAUUCUGAGUUGAUAAGUAUAGAUGAAGGUGGGUCUACGAGCAUUCCAUGAAAAGUUAAUUUUUGAGCCUCAGAACCCCAGCGAGGAAGGCAAAAGCCUCUUACAAAGUCGACGAGGGUAAUGCACCCCUUUUGGGCCCUAAUGUGAAUCAAUGUACUUCUAUAUUUUUUUUUUGAAAAGGUCCUAUAAACAAAAUUUUCAAUGUUUGCUUUUUGGGGGUUUUAGGAACCGCAUUGAGUCAGGGGUAUUUAAACACACCCAAAUAGCAAAAAAUGAAAAUUUUGUUCAUAGGACCUUUAAAAAAGUAAAAGCAAAAAUCCAGAUUUGUUCGGUAAUGGAGAUGGUACUAAGGCAUGUACCGCCAGUUAGUGCAUAGUGGCAUAGAUAUCAGAAAUUCAUUUUAAAAGUAGUGUGUCCAUACGAAACUUAUGCCUUUGACAGAUGCCAGGCUAUGAUUUACCCAUUCGAAUUCUAAGGAAAGGGUAAUGUUAUCCAGCUACACAUCUACAAAAGACAUCCCCUUAAAAAUCCUUUUUUCUCAGGUUUGCAUAUUGCCCCUUCUCCCUCUUAUCACUGAUAACAGAUUUUUUUUGCAUAACGUUUUUGUGCAAAAAAAAAAAAAAAAAUUAUAAGAGAAUAAGAAGUAGGAUUUCGUUCGACUGAAGAUGGUUGCCUUUUUAUGCUGUACCACCCUAACAUUGAUUUCGCUACUCUGCUAUGCAUUGAUGGACACCGGCUGGAAACAGUGCCGAAGAAGUGGGUGGGUAGAUGGCAGUAGUCAAUGACAUGUGUGUGCGUACGCAGCACACCCUCUUAUUACAUUAUUGCUACGAGCAUAGAUCGCACCGCCACCACCCACUCGGCAGCAGCUUGGCGACCAAGUUUCUUUUUUCCGGAGAGUUAUUACGGCCGGUGCAGCGAGCUAUAUUUUCGAAAGUUUUGCAAUUUCUUGGAGAUUGUCUGGAGAUGUGCAACCAGGACCAUUCCAUCGAAUCGGUUAGCGUGGCCGACAGUGAAAAGUUUACCUAUCCGGUAAUUUUGAUUAAGGGUUCGCUGGGGAAUCGCUGCGAGACAGGUGAGCUGAAGGUGCAAAUCGAUAAUUACGACUGUCCUGUAUCGAAAGAUGUUCGGUUCAUCAACGAAAAGCGGGGCCAGUUUAAGGUGCUGCUUCGGCUGAAGGAAGGUGAAAAUCGAGUUACGCUGACCUACUGUAGUCGGGAGCUCGAGUUGAAUUUGUUUUUCGAGGAGUCUGAAAAUCCGCACCGGAUUACGCCCUUGUACAUAAUUUGCGAUGGGCACGAUGGGUGUUUCCAGUCAGAUACAGCGGAGAAUAGUAUUGAAAAAGCGUGUGCAAAAAUCACGUUGGGCAUUCAGCUGGUGCAAUCGCUGUACGCGGAAAAGAUGGCAGAGAAAUGGUCCAGUAGAAAGACGUUCACGAUUGCCGGCGAUUGUCUGCCGUUCCGGAGCUCGCUUCCAUUGCAGGAGUCCAAGGCGAUGACCGAUCAACAACUUUGGAACUUUUUCGCGAAGGAAAUUCUCCAAUCGGAGCUGUACACUUCUGAAAAGCAAAAGUUUAUCGGUUUCAUCAGUAGCACGUACUACGAAGGAAUCUCGGACAACGAUUUCUCGUACGAGAACAUCAAGCGAAGAACUACGGGCAACGUGGCACUGGGAGGGGGAGGUCUUGCACUGUUUGGAACCGGAUGUCUGUACACCUGGCCGGAUCGAUUGGACGGCAUUGUACCUGCGUUCCUGAACACGACUCUUGUUAAUCGAGAAUUGAUGAUGGACGACAGCAACUAUCGGUACACUUACGGAGGCUGCUUCGCGACCACGAUAGGUUCCGUUUGCCACGAGAUGGGCCACAUCUUCGAUCUUGGCCACACGAAGGAUGGCAUCAUGGGCUCCGGAUUGGACCACGUGAAUCGUGUGUUCACACUUAUAACAAACACGGAAGAUCUUCCGGACCGAGUUAUUGGGCGGGGAGGACCAACGCGUAAAUCGCUAAACAGCAAAUUGACUCAAAUCAAGCGGCCGGGCGAGUUUCUGCUCAAGUAUCAGCAGCAAAAGGAAAGUGAUGUUACGUACUUUGCAGACAACUGCGCCGUAACCCUGCGGUUCCACAAGUGGUUCAACUACAGCCCCAGUAGUAACGAUAACAAUUGUGAUACUAGGAUUAGCUUUAACUUUGUAACACGGAUUGUAACAAGCGUCCACUCGUUUCUAAAGUUGAUUGAGCUACGCGACAGGGUGGAUGGGAUGUUGAAGGUUUACUGGUCCUUCCUAGAGACCGACACCGACAACUUUCAGGUCGUGGACACCAUUCAGCUAGAUGGACUGACAUUAUUUGUGAUCGAUAGUUAUGGUAAUAUUUUAAAGCAAGAUUUGUAAGCAGGAGUCAAAUCGAACCCGAUUCUUAAUAAAAUAUGGCUUCCGUCGACAGUAGAGUAUGUAUUUAGAUAUAGUAAUAUAGCAAACGACCAAAGUCAUCGAAACGCGCUGUAAGCCGUUCACUUACAAUAGUCUUAUGUAUUGAAAAAUUAAACGUAAACCCAAAAACAACUUUUUAGGACCCCCUUGAGAGAUUUACAAAAUCUCCUCCAAAAUCUACUGUGUUCGAUUAGUGUGUAGCUAUAACUGCUUUGUCGAGCAAUAUUAAUAUGUUCGCUCAAAUAUGAAAGUUCAAAACUAGUCGAAGUAAAAGAAAUUCUCACACACGUUUAGUUCUAAGCUAUUUACACUAGUGAUGCCUGUACCUUUGAUUGCAAUAAAUAAAAUAAAAUGUGUGCACGAAU